Messenger RNA from Scleropages formosus (Asian bonytongue), 1485 nucleotides. Its product is annotated as calpain small subunit 1-like. The record is from RefSeq and is a predicted model, not a curated record. The coding region runs from base 131 to 781 and encodes 216 amino acids. The transcript is spliced from 11 exons. Lineage: Eukaryota; Metazoa; Chordata; Actinopteri; Osteoglossiformes; Osteoglossidae. Gene Ontology annotation, molecular function: calcium ion binding. Gene Ontology annotation, cellular component: calpain complex.
CUGCGCAAAGCCUGAGGUGAGGAACACUACCACAAAUAGCAGCGCAGUUGAGACUGUGCAGCGGAGCUGGCUGCUCCCUCUAUAGCUAAGGACCUCCAAUUCCUUCAUCGUCUUUUCAACACCUCUCAACAUGCUUCUGGCCAAGAAACUAAUUGGUGGCCUCAUAGAUGUCGUAAGCACGAUUGACAUCAAUCAGUUUGUGCCUUCAGACCCUCCUCCACCUCGUAGGCCACUGGCGUAUGCAGAGCAGAAUGAGACUGAAGAGGAAAGGCAGUUCCGAAGAGUCUUCCAACAGCUUGCUGGUGAUGACAUGGAAGUGAGCCCCUGUGAGCUGCAGAAGAUUCUGAACUCAAUCCUCAAAAAACAUGCUGAUUUGAAGACAGAUGGCUUCAGCACUGAGUCCUGCAGGAGCAUGGUGGCAGUCAUGGAUUCUGACAGCACAGGUAAACUAGGCUUCCAUGAAUUCAAACAUCUAUGGAACAACAUCAAGAAAUGGCAGGGGAUAUACAAGCAUUAUGAUCAAGACAGAUCUGGAGUUAUAGGUGCAGAUGAGCUGCCUGCUGCCUUCAGAGCUGCAGGUUUCCCUUUGAAUGAUGAGCUGUUCCGGAUGCUAAUUCGUAGAUACAGUGAUGAAAAUGGUAACAUGGAUUUUGACAACUAUGUUGGCUGCCUCGUGAGGCUGGAUGCCAUGUGUCGUGCCUUCAAAACUCUUGACAAGGACAACAAUGGAACUAUUAAGGUCAACAUUCAAGAGUGGCUGCAAUUGACCAUGUAUUCCUAAGGAGAAAUGUAAGAAGGUGAUAUACCUGGAGGAUGCCCUAGUGAAACAUUUCAUCAUCUUGUCAUAGUUAUAUACUCUUUAGUAUAUUUGCUUUGUUCCAUAGUCUCCUGCAUUUGUUUUGUAAUGAAGGACACAAGAUGCAGACCUUGUUUUAUGCAGUAUUUCUUAAAAUAUCUAUGUCACAAAAGUCUGAAGUCUUUUUUUUAAAAAAUGUUUAGUACUUAGAGUGGAAUCAUUAUUUAUAGAACUAACAUGGCAACUGUUUCAAAUACCUUCUAACUUUUCAUAUAGUUUUCCUCCUUAUGAAACAGUUUUUAACUAAUUUAACUUUCUGUUGAAAUAUCUCUGCUAUAUGAUACUUUGGAGGGCUGCACUGUAUGCAUCUCUUCAACAAAGGAAAAUGGUCAAAUAAUGCUUUACAGUUUAAUUUCUAUUUAAUAAAACUAUGCAUUCAUCUCUAAUGAAUAAGGUGGAUGAUACAUACACCCUGCGGUCCACAAAUUCUUGGAAAACAAGAAUUGCAAAGUAUUUGAUCAUAUGAAACAUAGAAGCUGUAUCAAGCUAAUUAGAGGGGAGCAUGCAUCAAAUAUGCAAAAAUGGGCUUGCUUAUUUUUCAGUGACUGGUGUACAUUGCAGUAAAAAUAUUUUUUGAUUUUGCACGCUUGUCACAAGUAUUCCUCCAAUAAAAAAGAGCCUUGUUUUAA